GAGCGUCUCUUGUCUUGGGCUUCUUGUCCCUUCUCCGUCAGCUACAUUUUCUCGGGAGUCGACAUUGCCAGCAGGCGCACUUACGGGCAGCCCUUCCCGGCGUCCCUAGCGACAACGUUCCGGGGGGCCUCUAGGGGCCUCGGGGCAAGAUGGCGGCGGCGGCGGGGUCCGAGAGGCGCGAGCGGAGGCCUCCGGGGCGAGUGUGAGGAGGGGUCCCGGGGUCCCGGGUAGGUCCGGGCCGGGGCCCCGCUGCGGAAGGGACCAUGCUACGUUCUACCGGCUUCUUCCGCUCCAUCGACUGCCCAUACUGGGCGGGGGCUCCCGGGGGGCCUUGCCGGCGGCCCUACUGCCACUUCCGGCACCGCGGAGCUCGGGGUCCCGGCGCUCCCGGCAGCGGCGGCGCAGCAUCUCCCGGCUCAGCAGGGCUUGGUUAUGACCCGUACAACCCGGAGCUGCCUCAGCCUGCUGUGCAGAGGGAGCAUGGCGCCCUGGGCGCGGACGGCGGCAUGCUGGAGCUGGAACUGGUCAACCAGGCCAUUGAGGCUGUGCGUGGUGAGGUGGAGCUGGAGCAGCGGCGCUACCAGGAGCUCCUGGAGACCGCCCGGGGGCACGGCGCCGCGGCUUCAGCCCUGGCGCCCUGCAGCCCUGCCGCCAGCAUGGAUGACGACGACACCUUCUCCCUGGCCCUCACGUAUACACCGGGUGGCCUGCUGAGCCCAGACUCUGGCUACCAGCCCACCCCACUGGCUGCUCCUGCUGAGCCAGGUCACAAGUACUCCCUGGCGCCUUCAGACCGGGGUGAGGGCAGAGCUGGCGGAGGUGCUGGUGCCCUGGAGUAUGUCCCCAAGGCUGUGGGCCAGCCACGCCGCUGUGGCCGUCCCGUGCCCGGUGGCAAGUACGUGGUGGACAGCUCAAAGCCAUCAACAGACCUGGAGUAUGACCCACUGUCCAACUACUCAGCCCGGCACCUUGGCAGGGCCAGUGCCAGGGACGAGCGGGCCACCAAGCGGCCUCGGGACUCCAGAGGUGCUGAGCCCUACACACCUGCCCUCAAGAAGCCAUGGGACCCCUUCGGCAGCUGUGAGGCCAGGUUCUCAGACUCAGAGGACGACGUGGCCAGCCCCCCAAAGGCUGAUGUUAAGAGCCCGAAGGCUGGCGCUGACCCUGGGAGCAAAGCGCCUGGGAAGCCGGCCUCCAAGGAGAGCGCGCAGCCCGGGGAGGGCAGCCUGCGGGGCACCAAGGAGAUGGCCGUGCAGUAUGACGUGGAAGACCUCGGGCAGCCUCCUAAAGCACCGGGCACAGUGUCCUCGGCCAAGCUUGCCUCCCCAGCCAGGGCCUCUCAAGAUGCUGGGGUCCCCAAGGAGGGCAAAGCCAAGAAGAGGAGAAGUGGGACCCCAGCCAGCGUCAGCCACCAGGACAAGGCCCACAAGAAGGACAAGAAGAAAGACAAAGGCCCAGCGCGGGCCCGAGGGAAGGACACGGUGUGUGCAGACAGGAGCAAGUCACAGGCCGGCAGCCCGCGGGCCAAGACCCAGGGGCCCGAAGGGACCAAGAAGAAGCCAUCCUCUGCCACCACAGUGGCCAGCUCAGGGAAAGGGGGGGCGGGCCGCCCCUCCACUGGGGGCCCCCAGGAUUCUGGGCCUGGUGCCCACGCACCAUUAGCCUGGAAAGGCAGCAGUUCAAGAAAGACACCAUCGGGGAAGUUAGGGGAACGGAAGGCCCGCUCCCUGGAUGAGGGUGCCCCCCAGGACACCCCUAAGCUCAAGAAGCGGGCCCUGAGCCAUGCUGAACUGUUUGGGGAUGAGAGUGAGGAGGAGGAGGGCUCGGGCCGGGGGGCCGGGGCUGGAGCACCCCGGGUCUGGCCCCCCAUCCUGCCCAGCCUUAGUUCGGACUCUGAAUCAGACUCCGACUCCAGCCUGGGCCUGGGUGAGACGCAGGUGCCCAAGCGUCUCAAGGCCGCGCCGCCCGCGUCCCCCGCACCGCCCUCCCCGUUCUCCUCCUCCUCCUCCUCGGGAGGCAGCCAGUGUGCGGAGGAGGAUGUGGACUACUCGGCCCUGGAGAAAGAGGUGGACUUCGACGCAGACCCCAUGGAAGAGUGCCUGCGGAUCUUCAACGAGUCUACCAGUGUGAAGACGGAGGACAAGGGCCGGCUGGCCCGGCAGCCCCCCAAGGAGAAGGCCGAGGAGAAGGCGCACGCUGGCCUGACCACUUUGUUCCCGGGUCAGAAGAGGAGGGUCUCACACCUCUCCAAGCCAGGCAAGGAGGCAGAGGCCCCAAAGAGGGUCCCGGUGGCUCCCCCAGCUCGGCCCCCAACUGCUCAGGAGGUGUGCUAUCGGCGAGCGCAGCAGGCUCAGAGGGACUCAGCCAGUUGGCUACAGGCUACUCCAAGGCCACCUGAGAGGCCCCCCUCUGUGCACAUCUCAGCCCCCGGGGAGAAGAGGAGGAUUGCUCACGUCCCCAACCCCCGCCUGGCUACCGCCCCCACAGGUGCCAAGAGGGCGCUCCCUGCCAGCAGCAGCCAGGUGCCCCACGGCCCCGAACCUGGCAGCCAGCCACUGAAGACACGCACGUUGUCAGGAAUGGCAUCCAAAACAACCAGCACCAUCACCCCCAAGCGCGUCGCCCACAGCCCGUCACUCCAGAGUCUAAAGAAGCCCGUUAUCCCAAAAGAAUUUGGUGGCAAGGUCCCCACUGUGGUCCGCCAGCGCUAUCUCAACCUGUUCAUUGAGGAGUGCCUCAAGUUCUGUUCAUCCAACCAGGAGGCCAUUGAGAAGGCCCUGAACGAGGAAAAGGUGGCAUAUGACCGCAGUCCCAGCAAGAACAUAUACCUGAACGUGGCUGUGAACACCCUUAAGAAGCUGAGGGGCCUGGUCCCCAACACCGGGCCCAACCUCAGCAAAGCCAGUGGCCGCAGGGUUGUGUCUCACGAGGUUGUGCUGGGGGGCAAAUUGGCAGCUAAAACCAGCUUCUCACUGAGCCGCCCUAGCAGCCCGCGAGUGGAGGAGCUAAAGGGGACUGCCCUGUACUGCCGCCUCAAGGAGUACCUGCUCACCCAGGAGCAGCUGAAGGAGAACGGCUACCCCUUCCCCCACCCGGAGCGCCCUGGGGGCGCUGUCAUCUUCACAGCCGAGGAGAAGAAGCCCAAGGACUCCUCCUGCAGAAUCUGUUGUCGCUGUGGCACCGAGUACCUUGUGUCCUCCUCGGGCCGCUGUGUGCGCAAUGAGGAGUGUUACUACCACUGGGGACGGCUGCGGCGCAAUCGAGUGGCCGGGGGCUGGGAGACCCAGUAUCUAUGCUGCUCGGCUGCGGUCGGCUCUGUGGGCUGUCAGGUCGCCAAGCAACACGUGCAGGAUGGCCGGAAAGAGAACCUGGAGGGCUUUGUGCGCACCUUCCAGAAGGAGCUGCCAGAAGAUGCCCACGCGGGGGUCUUCGCCCUCGACUGUGAGAUGUCCUACACUACGUACGGCCUGGAGCUGACCCGGGUCACAGUCGUGGACACAGACAUGCAGGUCGUGUAUGACACCUUUGUCAAGCCUGACAAUGAAGUUGUCGACUACAACACCAGGUUCUCAGGGGUGACAGAGGCCGACCUCGUGGACACGAGCAUCACGCUGCGGGACGUGCAGGCUGUCUUGCUGAGCAUGUUCAGCGCUGACACCAUCCUCAUUGGACACAGCCUGGAGAGCGACCUGCUGGCCCUCAAGGUCAUCCACAGCACGGUGGUGGACACAUCUGUGCUGUUCCCACACCGCCUGGGUCUGCCCUAUAAGCGUUCCCUGCGGAACCUCAUGGCCGACUACCUCAGACAGAUCAUCCAGGACAAUGUGGAUGGGCACAGCUCCAGUGAGGACGCCAGCGCCUGUAUGCACCUUGUCAUCUGGAAGAUCCGAGAAGACGCCAAGACCAAGCGAUGACCCCUCCCCCACCGUUACCAUGCCACCCUGCUGCCCUCAGCCCCGACCCCUCGGCCCCAGUGCCUCAGCCCCGAUGCCCUAGGCCUCUUUUCAAACUCUGUAAUAAAACAUGACAGCUGACCCUGCGCAUCCGAGCUCGGGCUACAGGUCCAGAGCGGCCCAGAGCCGGGGCUGAGGUCGACCCUGAGACUAGCCCCACAUGCCGCUCCCCAGUCCUGUCCCCUGGAGCCUGCUGCUGCCCAAGGCAGAGCUGGCCUGGCCCCUGUGCCCAGUCAGGCACCCCUCCCCCCUU
Acomys russatus (golden spiny mouse) is the source of this 4206-nucleotide messenger RNA. It is a transcript of the gene Rexo1, whose product is annotated as RNA exonuclease 1 homolog. Lineage: Eukaryota; Metazoa; Chordata; Mammalia; Rodentia; Muridae. Gene Ontology annotation, molecular function: exonuclease activity; nucleic acid binding. Gene Ontology annotation, cellular component: nucleus. The record is from RefSeq and is a predicted model, not a curated record. Bases 264 to 3914 code for a protein of 1216 amino acids. The transcript has 16 exons.